Molecule: messenger RNA, 2010 nt
Organism: Penicillium angulare
Lineage: Eukaryota; Fungi; Ascomycota; Eurotiomycetes; Eurotiales; Aspergillaceae
Product: LIM domain-containing protein
Exons: 2
Coding region: 1-2010 (669 amino acids)
Source: RefSeq, a predicted model, not a curated record
AUGGCUCUAGCCCCUAUCACACCCCCAUCACCACCACCAUCUGCGGGGCUCUACUCUCCAGACCGAUUGACAGCGGCGAUGGCCUCGAAAUCCGGUCGCUCUGGAGCCCCACCACGAAUUGAUCCCUCAAUUGCAAACAGGCUAGACAGCGCAUUCCUUCAACCGAACACGAACAUCCUAACUCCGGCAAGCAGCGUGGGAUCUCAUGCGCCAUCCCCUCUUUCAAUAUCAGCACCCCGUUCCCCACUGCAACCCUCACCCAGUGAACGAAUAUCACCAGACGAUGAAUCUGUUAUUAACCUGGACAACGUAUUUACGUUUCCAAUGCCGGGCAAUCGAUCGCCAGCUCGAGUGUCGACUCCAGGAUUGUCAGUUCAUGCAGCCUCCCGAUCUCCGGCGCCCUCACCAUCUCCACGCCUGGGCCUAGGAUUGGAUCUUGUACCAGAGAAUGUCCAGCUACCACCAAGUCCGCUUCCCCCACCAGCGGAGCACAACAACACAGGCCAUGAGCGCGGGGAUUCCUUGGUUAGCCAGAGCAGCUAUCGAACUUCACUGGCAAGUACGCGGUAUGGCAGCUCUACCGCAAGAUCUUCAACGAAUAGUUUCUCCCGAGGACUUCGUACAUUCAUUGACGAAACACCACCGCUGCCGCCAGCACCUCUUCGUACGCCAAACAAAAUUUCUUUCCCUCGAGACUCAAAUCUCUCAGUAAGCUCGUCUUAUGGGAGCGUUCGAGGUGAGACAUAUAGUGGGUUUGAUUUCGGUAUUACGACAGACAACUCCGCAACAUUGCACGACCUACCUGAAGAACAAUCUCCCGUGGACGAGUCCACAAAAAAUUUAGAACGCGGCUUAGAUCAAUUAUCGCAGAACCAUCUGCAUCCCGCCACCGCUGAUUCUGGACCUCAGCCCCUAAGGAAGAACUCGGAUGCUACUAGCGAAAGUGCUUUGUCAAUUACGAGCUUUGCACGGGCACUCGGACUAGAGAACGAUCUCCCCGAAUAUGACAGCUCUAUAUCGUCGGAUUCUUCACCUUCAGAGACGCGUAGCGGGAGCUCUAUGUCCAGUCUCCCAUCCGAUGUGAGUCUGAACCGACACAAGCCCGGUGAUCCGCUUAACCUCGGGCCCUUGGUCGAAGAGUUGCCCGCUCGAACGCGACAGACAAUACUCGAACUGCCUGGCCGUGAGAGAAGCACAUUUGAUGAAGUGCCACCCAUGCCGGCUGUCUUUUUCAGUCCGGAUUCUCCUACCGAUCCAGCUAUUGGACAAGGCAGCUUGUCUCUGAUUGCUGAGAAGCGUGAGGAACCACUGCAUGAGAUGCCACCCCAGGAGCCCCCAUCCCCGAAACCAGUCCAACGAUCAGCAACCGCACCGAUUCCUCGACCCCCAACUCGGUCGGAGACUCGAUCCAAGGGUGAGUGCAAAGGCUGUGGCGAAGCUAUAACUGGAAAGUCCAUUUCUUCAUCGGAUGGCCGUUUGACAGGCCGGUACCACCGCGGCUGCUUUGUCUGUUUUGAGUGCCAUUCUCCAUUCCAAACGGCAGACUUUUAUGUUUUGAAUAAUCGACCUUACUGUGCCCAACACUACCACGAACGAAAUGGGUCCUUGUGUUCCACCUGUCACACCGGAAUUGAAGGUCAAUAUCUGGAAACGGUGGAACCAAAUCCCAACAGGCCUGACCGACGCCGAUUUCACCCAAAUUGCUUACAGUGUCGUACUUGUCACAUAAUGUUGAAAGGCGAUUACUUUGAGUGGAAUGGAGAGGUCUAUUGUGAAAGAGAUGCGCGACGUGCAGCCGCCGCCUCCUACUACCCACCACCACCCGGCCGCCGACGGCCCACGAUUGGAUCUUCUCCCUUGGCCCAAUCCCGUGGAUAUCCUUCUCCAGGAACACAGCUGCCACCGCCUUCCCCCGGUCCUGGACAAGGCCUCCGACCAGGCCCACGUUUCCCUCCAGGUGGUUCUCGACGCUUCCCCGAGCGCCGAACUACCAAGCUUAUGAUGAUUUAA